Molecule: messenger RNA, 5314 nt
Organism: Notolabrus celidotus (New Zealand spotty)
Lineage: Eukaryota; Metazoa; Chordata; Actinopteri; Labriformes; Labridae
Gene: vkorc1l1
Product: vitamin K epoxide reductase complex, subunit 1-like 1
Biological process (GO): peptidyl-glutamic acid carboxylation; vitamin K metabolic process
Molecular function (GO): vitamin-K-epoxide reductase (warfarin-sensitive) activity
Source: RefSeq, a predicted model, not a curated record
UGACGUCAUGACGCUUCUCCACGUCGCAGUUGGGUCUCUCCGUUGAGUUCGCUGCGUGUGAAUGCGUGUCUCCAGCUAGGCCAGAGAGCGAUGGCGGCGCCCGUCCUGAGAGUGUCCACCCCUCGGUGGGAAAGAAUAGCUCGGCUCCUUGUCUGCUUGUUGGGCAUAUUAUUGUCUCUAUAUGCCUUUCACGUGGAGAGGGAAAAGGCUCGGGACCCGGGUUAUAAGGCUAUGUGCGACGUCAGCAGCUCCAUCAGCUGUUCGAAAGUGUUCAGCUCAAGGUGGGGUCGAGGGUUUUGGACUCCUGGGCUCGAUUUUGGAAAUGACAGCGCACUGAAUCAACCCAACAGUGUCUACGGGAUUGUCUUUUAUGCCUUUCAGCUCCUACUAGGGAUGACUGUGAGCGCAAUGGCCGCCCUUAUUCUCAUGACGACAUCCAUCUUGUCGGUGGUGGGCUCGCUCUACCUGGGCUACAUCCUCUACUUUGUCCUAAAGGACUUCUGCAUCAUCUGCAUCACCACAUAUGCGCUGAACUUCAUUCUCUUUAUUCUCAACUACAAGCGACUGGUUUACUUGAACGAGGCCUGGAAGCAGCAGCUGCAGGCCAAGCAGGACUAAGCUGUCUGGAGAGCGGCAAGAAAAAUACGAUAAAUAAACAAACAACAACAACAACUAAAAAAAAAGAAAUGUGACCUCUGAACAUUUGACUUGCCACCAGGAGACCUUGCUUCCAAAACAAUGUUUAUUCUGCUGUGUGUUCAAAAAAUGAAGAAAUUUAACUUAAAUGUUGGGCCUGACAUCUCAAUGUUGCAAAACACGGAAGGAUUCGUAAGUGAAAGAUUUUUCUUUUAAUUUCUUUUUCCUUGUUUAACAUUGUACUCACUUAAGGACGGGGCUGGCUGUGUGUGUAUGCGUUCCUGUGUGUGAAUGUUAGUGUGUGUGGGGGAACACGUCAAAACGAGCAAGCAGAGGCAGAAUCUACAAACAGAGCGAUGGAGGACAGCUCUGUUGUGAACAAAAAGGAUCGCAGAAUGGAUGAAAAACAAGACUUUAAAAGGGUUUACUUGAAAUGGUUAGAAAGGUCCUAUUACUGCACAGCGGAUCUGCACUAAAACUCAGAGCCGCAUAAGGGGUCCUAAAAUUGGAAAACACUCAUUAGGUCAUCGUACACUUUGCAGAUGAGGUUCUUUGGCGAGGAGGGGUGGGCAGGGGAGCAAAUGGAUUAACAUUUAUACAGAUUAGUUUCUUUCAUGUUUACACUUUGUAGUUGUUUUUUUCUUUUUUUUUUUUUUUUUUGAAGAGGACCACUAAAAGUAAACACAAGACAAUGUGAGAUAUUGUGCGUAGAUCAGUCCAAUUUUUGUUUUGCAAUUCUGUAAAUAGCUGCUGAGCAAUAUUCCAGGCUAGAUUGUGACUUAGUGUUGACACAAGCAAAACCUUUAAAGGAAAAACAAAAACAAACAAAAAAAAACCCGCCCAUGAAACAGGAGGAAACACGAGGCAAAAUCUGGAACAAAACAGUGAUCGAGGUCUUGGUUGGGUUGACGGGUCCGACGAAGUGCUCGUCCUGUAAACCUGGUCAGGCAUGCAGUUCAGAGUCAUGUGGAUUUCUUUGUUGUAAGUGGUUACUGUUUCAUCUGAAGCCACCAACACAAGUACUUUCAACAGAGCUACAAGUUCUCUCCACCAAGUUUGCAUCAAAGCACCCUCACUCUCCUUUUUUUUUUCUUGUUAUUGUGUGAAAAGCAUUCCUGACCACCACUGAAGUGGGAUCCAUACAGACUUAUGUGCCUAAAGGAGUGUUAAGGUGAAUUACCUUUCUUUUUUUUACAGUAGGGGCGGGUUGGAGGGGGUAACGUCAUGUUAACACCAGUUUAUGCUCGUUGUUUUUAUUGUCACAGGUCCGAGGCUUUAUUUUUAUGAUCACAGUUUUGUAAAUUAAGAUACCAGUGAAGUGUUUUCUCCCUCCCUUAUAGAGUCUCUUGAGGUAGCAAAGGCUGCUACACUGUGAUUGUCUGCUAAAGGGUAGAGCGGCCUGGUGGCAGAAGCAUCUCUUAUCUGGCUGUUUCAGUUGCUCAUCUUGUUUUUGUUCACUGUGCAGCCUGUAUACAUUUGAUGUCAAUUGAACAGUAACGGUGAUCUUGUAAAGCUGAGUUGCUGUUCAUUUGCAGGAUGUGAACAGAACCUAGAGAAUGUUUUUUUUUUGUUAACAUAAACCUGACAAGGUGUAAGAAGAUAAAACGUUAUGCCAAGCCAUAUGUGGAGUUGGUGGGAUUUUUUGCCCCGUACAGAAGAUAAACGGUGCUGUUGGCUUUCUAAGAUGAUAAGCGUGAAGCUUUUCAUCGAGCAGUUGAUCCAGCAUAGCAUGGUGUGUAAACAGAUAGGUCACAGUACAUGCCACAGCUUGUGGUGGCUGCUUAGAAAUUAACUGUGUUCCAGUUCAGUCCAGCACCAGAUGACAAAGUAGACCCAUCAUGUCGUUUUCCACCCAGAAUCCACAGUUUGAAGUAUCCUGUCGGAUGCAUGGUACACUGCUUUCUCCUGGCUUUAAACAAAUGUUGGCCAUCGGACAAUCUUACACUGUCAAAGUUGUAGAGCAGUCGUAGUUAUAACUGUGAUGUGAUCAAUCUGUGAUGUUGAACCAGCUUGUUAAUAGUUUCCAUCACAGCUAGUCUCCAUUUCCCUUCAUGUUUUACAGCAUUCAAAGCCUCCUUUCAAGCCUCCUUUUUUUUGUUUAAGUAUUGAUGUUGGCAACUAUCAGGAAGGUAAUCUUGGUCAAAUACUUCCUGUUACAUCACAUGAAGUCAUCUGUACUGAAUGAAAAUGGAAAUUAAGGUGUAUUUGUUUUUGUUUCCCCAGGAUAUUGUCAAAGAGUUUGAACCAUUUACUGCUUAUCUAAGACGGGCUGUUACAUCAAUGUUACCCAUUUCCCAAAGCACAGCAUGUGUUAUUUAUUUGACUCUGUUAUUCCUGGUUGACAGUUUCAGCUCAUUUAGUUUUAGAAAAAUUCAAGAGAACUUAAGCACUUAUUUCAUCACCGUAAAGAUCAUGUACACUUUUCACUUUGGCCAAUUCUUCUCCUUUGGGUUUGAUAAACUGCUGUAUAUCAUGUACAUGUAAUACAGUUUGGGAGCCUACCAUUCCCUUCACUUUUACUCUGAUGGUUUGCAAUUAUGCACUGUACUCUGUUUUGUCUUUAAUCAACUCAUCUCCCAAAACCUGCCGCAUACAUUACCCAAUAUGCAACUCAACUUACUCAGGCAACGAUUUGUGUUUUGGUAAACUAGUAGCGGCAGCCUCAAGCUGCUAGAGAUGAGAGACGAGUCGGGGGUUAAACUCACUCCUUCCCAACCACAGUCUGUUUUAAACAUGUACGUAAUCUCUGUGACGUCAUCCACUGAUAUCUGAAGAGGUGUUUUGAAGCUCAAAGGUGGUGGUCGCCAUGUUGGAAAUACUGACCCAAACUAAUUAUUGAUUGGUCUGGAAUCAGAGAGGUGGAACUGUGAUGGGCCUUAAGCCUUCUGGCAAACCACUGUAAUGUGCCCACCUGCCAGUCAAAUCAACCACGCCCCCAAAUAUGUAAAUGUAUGCAUCACUUUUAGCCUUAACAUAAUCAAGACAGAUAAGUUGUAAAAAAAAAAAUCACUUGCAUUGAAUAGGGUAAGAAAUUAGCCACUUAGACCAAAUGGUCAUUGUUUUAACAUGUGUGAUACUGGGAUUUAAACACAUCACUCCUUAUUGGGUAAAACCUCAUAGCCUGCCAUUAAAUGGAAAAAGGUCUUAAAGGUCUAUUUGACUCCCAAGUUCAAUCCAAAUGUGUUCAAUCAAUGUUUUUCAGAUUAAAAGUACCCCAAUUUUAGCCAUUACACCUCAACUCACCAACACUUGGAAAUUGAUUUUGAGUUCCAUGAUGUAAAACUACAAAUCUUUGAGACUUAUUUUUUUAUUUUGCACAAGACAGGAACAGGAGUAGUUUUAAUCAGGAAGAGGAAGUCAUUUGAAGACGAUGUUUUGCUUUGGACAGUGGUUGGCAGUGAUGUUACAUUGACCUGAAUGGUUGUAAACUGGUGAACCAUGCUAGCACUAUAUGGUCCUCCAUAUAAUAAUUUCCUCAUGUCCUUAGAUGCCACCUGUAGGCUCUUCAUCAUACAGUUUUGUGUCGUUUGGUUUAACACCUCCUUUCAGCUCAGAAUGAGGUUAACAAACUGUUUAUGUUUUGCCUUUUUUCCCUUUUUCUGUGAAAGCAUGUGCAUUCACAGAAAACGCAAGUCUCCUUUGGAUUCACCUGCACAAGUCCAUUUUUUUGAGAGGUCAAACUGACAUUACCUUCAAGUUACUGUGGCAACAGCUGUGUCCUGUGAAACUGACAGAUGUACAGUAGGUAGCCUGGUAUUGCAUUUCUGAUUCAAGUCAAAUGCAAGCCUGUUACACUAGUGGUGUGCAGUUACCUUAAAGACAAAUGGGUAAGGUCAAAAGUUUGAAAUGUUUGGCUGUUAAAAGGAUCAAAGUGUAAUAUGAAAUGUCAAAAAGAAGGUCAAAUUGAUCAACACUGCAUUUUCAUCAAUGUUCAUUUAGGCCCGGAGGUAUAACUGCCAUGUUAGUUGCAUCACCAAUGCCAACAAAAGUGCCUUCUGUUUGAUCACUAGGCCUUGAGCCAAAGACGAGCAACAGUAUUAGCCUUGUAAAACGAAGAAUGGUAACUGUAACAGGCACUUCUGUUUGCCUUCCUUAAGAGAUAAUCUGAUAAAUUGGUAAUCCCCAAAGAUUGAUUUCCAGUUUCAGCGCAACAAUCCAUUCAGGAAUUGCCAGACAAAUAGCCCUGUCAAACGAAAGGCCGUUCCCUUUCCCCCCCUGAUCUCCACAUCGUAAUUCUCAUCUUUAUUUUGUCUAGCUAGGACAUGUUUGUUAGCUAAGAAUACACUCUGUUAAAACUACAUGAUUGUAAUGUUCCUUUUUCAUGAUUAAUUUUGCCCUUUAGCUGUAUAGACUGUUAACAUUCUGGGUUAAUUUUAGUUUAUUAAAAGUUGAGGGGUUGGAGGGCUAGGAAUCCAUGUGUCAGCAUUAAAUGUUUAUUACAUUUCUUUGUGGAGGAAAACUCACCGGGUUUGCUUCUGUAUUGCCAAAUAUGUUUUAAAAUGCUGUAUUUUCUUACAUGGAAAAGUGUUACAUGAAUGGUAGGAGGGUGCAAAAAAAACUCUGUUCAAAUCCAGCUUACUUUAAGGGAAAACUGUGGAAACGGUUGACAUGAGAACAUUUUUAAUUGUCAUUGUCAUGUGGAAAUGAUCUACCAUUAAAACAUUCCCUCUGAAACAGA